AUGGAUCAUGACCGUACGUUAAACUUGAUUCCCUACGGUCUACAAGAAGUAGUAGAGGAAGAAGAAGAAAUCGAGGAAGAUGACGAUAACGAGAGCGUGACGUUGUCAUCGGCGCUGGAAAACGAGACGUCAGAGUGUUCGUCGUCUUCGGCGACGUAUCCUCCGGUCCCUCCUCAGCCUGAAACUCCGAGAGAGCCGAUGGAGUUUCUAUGCAGAUCAUGGAGCAUUUCUACGUCUGAGAUCUCUUUAGCUUUAUCGUCUCAGAAAUCUAAUAAACAAAUCAACAAAAACCCUAAAAAUUCUCAGUUGGUCGCCGUCUCUUCGAAGGUUCCGGCACCACCACCUCCGCCGCUACUCACGGGUAAGCUCGCGAGUGUGGUUAACGCGCGAAGAACGGGAAAGAUCGGAAAAUGGUUCCACAACCGAGAAUUAGCCGGCGGAAAAGUCUCCGGCGUAAGGAAGAGAGAUAAGGCUCGCGUGGAGAACGCGCACCUGCACACCGCCGUCUCCAUUGCGUCACUGGCCACGGCCAUCGCCGCCGUAACUGCUUCGGGAAACCAAGACGGCUUCAGGGGAUCAUUAAAGAUGAUCUCAGCGCUGGCCUCUGCGUCGGAGCUGUUAGCUUCUCACUGCAUAGAAUUAGCGGAGCUCUCCGGCGCCGGUCACGAUCGCGUCGUCUCUGCUGUACGAUCCGCCGUCGAUGUUCGUGGACCAGGCGAUUUAUUGACUCUAACUGCUGCAGCUGCAACUGCAUUGAGAGGAGAAGCAGCUUUGAGGGCAAGACUACCAAAGGAAGCAAAGAACAAUGCAGCUAUAAGCCCAAGCGAAAGAGCUUUACCAGAAACUAGCGAUUGCUCUUCUGAAACUAACGAUUGCGCAAGCACAACCGAUGAACAGGGAGUCGAAGAAUCAGAUUUGCCAUGUACUGGAGAGCUAAUGCAGUGCACACGAAAUGGAGCUCUGCGGUGGAAACAUGUAAAAGUGUACAUGAACAAGAAUUCUCAGGUCGUAGUAGAAAUCAAAAGCAAACACGUUGGAGGAGCCUUCUCCAUGAAAAGCAAAGGCAUUGUGAAUGAUGUAUGCGAGACAGUCUCGGUCCUGCAAAAUGGAAAAGAAACAGAAAACGCAGAGCUCUAUUUCGGAAUCAGUACAGGGAAAGGUCUAACAAAGUUCAAGUGCAAGAACAGCGCUGAUAAGCAAUCAUGGGUGGAUAGCAUCCGGAAUCUUCUCCAUCGAGUAUUUGCUGUUGAGGUUAUCGACACUAGUGUUGAACUUGAAACUACAAACAUUGGCCAUAGCAAAUAA
Molecule: messenger RNA, 1305 nt
Organism: Microthlaspi erraticum
Lineage: Eukaryota; Viridiplantae; Streptophyta; Magnoliopsida; Brassicales; Brassicaceae
Source: the annotation of a GenBank genome assembly